Messenger RNA from Microcebus murinus (gray mouse lemur), 3892 nucleotides. RefSeq names its product LanC like glutathione S-transferase 2 (gene LANCL2). Gene Ontology annotation, cellular component: plasma membrane. NCBI's taxonomy places the organism in Eukaryota, Metazoa, Chordata, Mammalia, Primates, Cheirogaleidae. The record is from RefSeq and is a predicted model, not a curated record. Gene Ontology annotation, biological process: peptide modification; carbohydrate metabolic process.
UCGUAGGGGCGGCCCGCAGUGGCGGCCGGCGAAAGCCCGGGCUUCCGGCGCGUUGCUGGAGCCGCAGCGCCGAGGCAGGAGGUUUGUCCCCCCGCGCGCGCCGUCCUGCGGCCCCGCUGGAGACCCGUGCGGCGGAGAUGGGCGAGACCAUGUCGAAGAGACUGAAGCUGCACCUGGGAGGGGAGGCAGAGAUGGAGGAGCGUGCGUUCGCCAACCCCUUCCCGGACUACGAGGCCGCCGCCUCCGCGGUGCUCUCCGCUGGAGCGACAGAGGAGAUGGGCUCUGCUUGCCACCCGCCCACCACGGAUGAGCUCGGCCUCCCCUUUCACAGCGACGGAAAGAUCAUUCAUAAUUUCACAAGGCGGAUCCAGACCAAAAUCAAAGAUCUUCUGCAGCAGAUGGAAGAAGGGCUGAAGACAGCAGAUCCACAUGAUUGCUCUGCCUACACCGGCUGGACAGGCAUAGCCCUUCUGUACCUGCAGUUGUACCGGGUCACAUGUGACCAGACCUACCUGCUCCGGUCCCUGGAUUACGUAAAGAGAACACUUAGGAAUCUGAACGGCCGCAGGGUCACCUUCCUCUGCGGAGAUGCCGGGCCCCUUGCUGUGGGAGCUGUGAUAUAUCAUAAGCUCAAAAGUGACUGUGAGUCCCAGGAAUGCAUCACAAAACUUUUGCAGCUCCAGAGGGCCAUUGUCUGCCAAGAGUCAGACCUUCCUGAUGAGCUGCUGUAUGGACGGGCAGGUUAUCUAUAUGCCUUAAUGUACCUGAACAUAGAGAUCGGGCCAGGCACCGUGUGUGAGUCAGCUAUUAAAGAGGUAGUAAAUGCUAUUAUUGAAUCGGGUAAGACUUUAUCAAGAGAAGAAAGAAAAACUGAGCGCUGCCCCCUGUUAUAUCAGUGGCACAGGAAGCAGUAUGUUGGAGCAGCUCAUGGCAUGGCUGGAAUCUACUAUAUGUUAAUGCAGCCAGCAGCAAAAGUGGAUCAUGAAACCUUGACAGAAAUGGUGAAACCCAGUAUUGAUUAUGUGCGCCACAAAAAAUUCCGAUCUGGGAAUUAUCCGUCAUCAUUAAGCAAUGAAACCGAUCGCUUGGUCCACUGGUGCCAUGGCGCCCCAGGUGUGGUCCACAUGCUGAUGCAGGCAUAUAAGGUUUUUAGGGAGGAGAAAUACUUGAAAGAGGCCAUGGAGUGCAGUGACGUGAUUUGGCAGCGCGGUUUGCUGCGGAAGGGCUAUGGGAUCUGCCACGGGACUGCUGGUAACGGCUACUCCUUCCUGUCCCUUUACCAACUCACGCAGGAUAAGAAGUACCUCUACAGAGCUUGCAAGUUUGCAGAGUGGUGUCUAGAUUAUGGAGCACAUGGGUGCCGCAUUCCUGACAGACCCUACUCCCUCUUUGAAGGCAUGGCUGGCGCCAUUCACUUUCUCUCCGACAUCCUGAGACCAGAGACAGCACAGUUUCCAGCGUUUGAACUUGGCUCUUCAAAGAGGGAUUAAAAGGUGCAAAGAGACAACUAAAAUACCUGUUUGGACCAAAAGCCAUCAGAUUGCUUAGUGCCUGACACAGAAACAACUGUGAACCCUGAAAGAGAGAGAAAAAAUAAGGCACCUUCACAGGCCCCCUUUUGUUGCAAAGACCCUCAAGUUAGAGCAUGAGUGACAGAAACCAUCCCAUUAGCAUUUUGUGACAGUGUCUCCUCACCUAUGUGAAAUACAACUUCUUCACAUCUGGCUUCUCUGCAGUGUUUGCAUGUCUCUCAGCAUUUGUUUUCUCUAGGUGUAAGUUUCUGGACACGGAAAGCCCUUCUCAUGGAGCUCGGAGCCAGCUGUGCACGAGUGUCUGGUGGCGGUGGCCAUUUUUCUGUGCCUACUGUAUAAAGUGGGGUGUCUCUUGUUGACAGACAAAGGAACAGGCAGGUGAUGUCUCUUCUGUAUUUGAAGGAUUGUCUGGAGCGGAGCCUAGUGAUGACAUGUUGUCAGCGUUUUCUGUGGGCACCUUUCAGACGAGCAUGCAGGAAAGACCCCAGGAACUGAGGAGAGGCACAGAUCCGAAAGUGUGUGGAGGGGUGUGGGAGGGGUGGAGGGGCCAUAGCUGCAAGCCUCCUCAUUGGGUUUUGUGCUCACCUUAGUGUUUUAAAGAAGCCCCAGGGGGCAUUGUGGCUCUACUGGGGUCCCCAUUCUCAGCAGAGGUUUCAGGUACUUUGUGUAAAGUUUGAAAGGCCCCUUGCAGUCCCAGGCAGCUCGCCUUCUGGGAGCAGACUUCAGGGUGCCAAGGGCAGCGGCAGGGAAGCCUCCUGGUGACUGAGUGCUGGCAGUGCUAGAGCGUUUGCCCAGGUGUAUGUUAUUAAAACCAACGGUGCCUCAAUUUUAUCAACAUUGCAAAUGUUAUUGUAAGAACAGUGGCUACAAUUCCAGAUGGGUAGGAAACAGAAAGAUACUCAAUUGGACCCAUGUCCCUAAAGCUAAGUUUAUUUCAGACUUUUGGUCAAUGUCCAAAUACAAAUUUGGAGUGAAUACAUUUCAUAUUUUUUGGACUACUCUUGGGUGGUAAAGUCAAAAGUACUAGUCUGAAUUUAUAGAUAUGAGGAAACAUAAUGAUCUAACCAAGAAAAUCAGGGUAUUAUCUGUCUGACAUUUUUUAUCUAAAACAUAUGGGCAGUAAUUUGGAUUAGUUUGCCUUCAGUGAUUCUGUCAUGUAGAUUUCAGUUUUAGAAGGGUUUCUGUCAUCAUGAUACAAGCGGUCCAGGACUUUCUAAAUACUCUUGUGAGCUAAGGGGUGUGUCAUAAAGGACAAUAUAUAGGGUGCUCUGACGGUCUUAAGCCUUGUCUGCAGGGGCCUGCCUAAGAAUGGACCAGCCUUAGUUCCCACUCCUUUUGUGAAGGAGAAAGAAGAUCGUCAGUAGAAAAGAUGAGCCUCCUCGUCCCUGUGCAGCUCUCUGUGGGGCUGGUACCCGAAACACGUGACCUUCGGUUUCUAAGUGAUGCCUUCUGAAUGCAUUGCAGACAUUUUUGCUUCCAAGUCAUGAUUGUUUUGUCUCAUGGAGAUCAAUGACUUCCGUGGGUAUAAAUCCUCAUAGUUGUAUUUUAACUGACUCCCACACCCCAUGACGUGAACGUGGGUGCACUCUCAUGAGCCAGCUGAGAGACCUUGUCCCAACACGUUCCCAUCCUCCCCACCCACCUCAUUGGAAAGCCAUACACACUACAGAGCUCACUGGUGAGGUUCUGCCUGUGUCCUUUCUCAGGGGCCGCCAGUCGGGGGGCCGCAUAGGAGUCACCCUGGCUCCACGAUAGCCCUCCUCAGCAGGGAGGGGACAGUGGUGACCCUGGCCCCGUCAGGCCCAGUGUCUUGACCAGCAGCAGCGAGGGUAACUCUUAGUUAUUUGGGUGUCUUCCAGGCACUUACUCACAUGCACAUUUGAAAAUACUUGUCUUUCUGACUGGCCCACUGAGGGAAAGAUAAAGUACCUGUGGAAUAAAUGGAGGAGAUUUUAUUUACAGGCUUUUUUGAGGCCAGCUAGGUUGACACCGUCCCACUCACCCACUGUAUACCAACAGGUGCGCUGCUGUGUGACUCUGCAUUGGCCACUUCCUUGUCCGCCGGCCGCUGUGCGACAGCAGUUCCAGCUCCCAGCCCCUGAAGGCAAAGCACAAACGGCAUGCACUUCACAGGACAGAGACUUACAGAAGCCAGUUUCAUAGUUAAUAAGUGUUUGAAAUAAGAUUUCAGGUCAUCUCCAGUCAUUUCUAGGAUUUGUGUCCACAACUGUGUUUUUCAAAAAUGUGUCUAAACUUUAAAGAUGCACAACACUGUUUAAAAUUUAAAGAAAAAAAGUUGAUGUCCACAAAAAGUAUUUGGAGUUCUUUGGUUUUGUUAGUAAAAGACAGUUUUGUGAUGA